Aspergillus puulaauensis is the source of this 528-nucleotide messenger RNA. RefSeq lists its product as uncharacterized. The transcript has a single exon. The coding region runs from base 1 to 528 and encodes 175 amino acids. NCBI's taxonomy places the organism in Eukaryota, Fungi, Ascomycota, Eurotiomycetes, Eurotiales, Aspergillaceae. The record is from RefSeq and is a predicted model, not a curated record.
AUGUGGGUAGCCGAAGCAAGGGGGCUCCAUGAGCCUCUCCCACGAGUUUCUUUGGUAGCGUUAUACCUCUCCCUCGGCGCAUCUUUCGUCCUGGCCUGGUUGUCCAAUGCGCUCGGAAACUCGUUUGGUAGAUUCGGUAGAGGCUCAGAACCAGUUAUCACCGAAAGACAUGGCCAUUCUGAUGAAAUUCCCCGAGCGCCGUUGAGUUUCCUCCAUCGUCGUUGUCAUAAUGGUUCCCCACGAAGCACGGAUACGUUGUAUGCUUGUCAAACCAAGGGUAAAACAAGCGGUCAAGACUCAAGCAGCCAAGCAGUUUGGCGCGACUGGCACGGCCAACAGGACCAAGUCUGGACUCUGGACUUCGAACCUGAGGUGAUGGGUGGUUGGUUCCGGGUGGGUUUUCUCUCGGCGUGGAGCUCUCGGAGUCGGGUCGCAAAGGUCUGCGAUCGGUCAAAGCAGAACAAGAUGCUCAAUAUCAGAUCGAAGAGACAUGCUGAUUCGAUGCAGCCCGUUUCUUCUCGGAUAUAA